Molecule: messenger RNA, 567 nt
Organism: Emiliania huxleyi CCMP1516
Lineage: Eukaryota; Haptophyta; Isochrysidales; Noelaerhabdaceae
Exons: 1
Biological process (GO): regulation of mitochondrial ATP synthesis coupled proton transport; peptidyl-lysine trimethylation; positive regulation of proton-transporting ATP synthase activity, rotational mechanism
Cellular component (GO): mitochondrion
Molecular function (GO): protein-lysine N-methyltransferase activity
Source: RefSeq, a predicted model, not a curated record
AUGGACCUCCACUCGGCGGAGCAGCACGCGAACCUGUCUCGCUUCCUGCUGUCUCGGCGCGAGGCGCUCGAGAGGCACGCGGGCGAGGAGUGGUCGUCGGCGGGCCCCAAGUCCGUGGCGCCGUAUGUGCCAUGCGCAUCGGCACGUGUGGGCGCGCUGCUGCACGCGGCACGGCUGAGCGAGGAGGACGUCGUGUACGACCUGGGCUGCGGCGAUGGCCGCGUCCUCCACGCCGCCGCUGCGCAGCACGGCUGCACCUGCGUCGGACUCGACAUCGACGCGGACUGCAUCGCCGAGGCGAGCGGGCGCGCGGCCGAGCAGGGCCUGUCCUCGCGCUGCUCCUUCGCCGCGUGCGACCUGCUCGCUCUCACGACGGGAGCGCUUCGGUGCGGCGACCUCGGCGACGCCCUCGCCCCUGCCGAGCGCGGCCGCCGGUUCCCUCCUCCGACGGCGGUCCUCAUCUUCUUGACGGGCCAUGGGCUGUCGCGCCUGGCGCCGCUGCUGCACCGUGAGUGGGAGGCGGGCCCGGCCCUGCGGCUGCUGACUUGCGUCGAGGCGCUCGACGAC